ACCUCGUAUUUUGGGUUUGGGCAGCAUGCAGCUUUUCAUCAUACCCCGCAUAAUCGACAGGCUCUUUCUCCACGAACCACAGCCGUCCAUUCGCCCUACUCGCCUCCUGUGCAUAAUCGCCGCAGCAAACACCUUCAUAUCAAUGCAUGGUUGAUCUUCAAGUAUUGGAGAACAGCCUGAGGUGAACACUGAUCCGCCGUCGAGUUCAGAAUGAUCAUGCGCUGAUCUCUCUGCUGGCAUCAUGCUCAUCUACACGAGAACCGCCGCUCCAAAGCCACCAAAGAGAAGAUCAAGAGCUGGAUGUAUACACUGCAAAGAAAAGAAGAAGAAAUGCAACGAACAACGUCCCCAAUGCGAUCGAUGUGCGGAACGAAGUCUGAAAUGCGAAUAUGAACCCGUCAAACCACGAAAACGAAGACGGACAUCUUUCGCAGGUUCUGCUCUCUCUCACGAGACCGAAUCCUCUGCAUUUUACAACGACCGAUGGCCAGGAAGAUUCUUCGAACGGGAUCGGGAUGACAACGAGGGUACACAUAAAUGGGGGAAGGGUUCGCGAUUCCAAUACCCCGAGUCCGACGCGUCGAUAGAAUGGGAGGCACCGUAUGGAAACGGCAGUGAUGUGGAGGAAAUUAUACGGACAGAGCCACUGGACCCAAGCCCCUCCUCUGCUCCUAUUCGUUCUCGCAGCCAAUACCCAGAUCUUGCAAUGAUCGCGCCUUCCCCAGUUGCAUCCCCACUCUUGGAAUUCUGCUCGCCGGUUUUCCAGGAGUUUACGGAGAGGAGAAAUCGAAGAGCACUGGUGGAUCAUUUCUGCAAUGUUUUGUCACACCUGAUCGUCUUUAAGGAAGACACGGGAAACCCCUUCAGGCAGUUGGUGUUACCGCUGUCGCAUGCCAGCUCGCCAGUCAUGAACGCGAUAUUUGCCCUGUCGAGUGCUCAUCUUGAGUACAGAGGAAUUGAGAACGAGGAGAAAUCACUCGAUUUUCAUAAUCGAGCAUUGCAGGGACUUGCUCAGCUCAUAGAACAAAAUCAACACGCGAACCGGGAAGAGGUACUGGGAGCUAUCAUGUUGCUCGUGUACUACGAAGUGCUUGUCCAAAGAGGGAACUCAAACAUCGUCAACGGGCAUCUCAAAGGUGCCAUGACAAUCAUGAGGUCCGGGCCUCAAAUUGCAACGCCAACUACUCUAUUCUUAGAGCGCGCAUUCCGAUUCUACGAUGUGAUAGCAGCCCUCUCAAUGGGCACGUCCCCCAACACAAACACACAACCAACUUCGGCACCAUUCCCAGUCCCUCCAUCAUCUAAUGGUAAUAUACCAGACUCUCCACUCAACGCAGUCGACACUCUCCUCGGAUUCUCCACCGACCUUUGGCCGAUAAUCCACCGCCUAUCACACCUUCUCUCCUUCAAAACCCAACUCGAAGCCGCGGUAGCAGCAGGUCGCACAAAUGAAGCCACGGUCCUACGCACAGAGCUGGAGAACAGCUCAAUAGCGAUCGAACUCGCGCUCACUAAUUGGCAGCCUGCUCUGUCCUCGAUGCCACCUAGCCUAGAAUCAGACGAAAAUAAGGCAAUUUCAGAUUUGCAGCACGAAGAUACAAGGAUCCAAAGCAUCCUCAACAACGCCGAAGCAUACCGCCACUCCGCAUUUGUCUACCUCUACCGCACCAUCCGCACCCUCCCCCGCUCGCACAACCUGGUGCAAAAGCACGUCCGCCUCUCGCUGCAAGCAUGUUCGAACGUCGUAAAUCUGGCUGAGAAAUGUCAGGAUGGACCGAUGUCAGCCCUUUUAUGGCCAUUAUUUGUAGCAACAUGUGAAGCGAUAAAUGAAGAGGAGAGGCAGUUGGCAAUGGAAGGAUUUGGUGGGAUCGAGAGAAGGCAGGGGAUGACGAAUAUCACCAGGGCCUGGGAGGUCGUGAGAGAGGUUUGGAGGAGGGUUGAUGAGUUGGAGGAUGGGGAGGGAGAGGUGGACUGGAGGCAGAUUUCUGAGGAGAGAGGGAUUAGUAUUGUGUUUGGGUAGGUUGAGGUUUAUAUUGUGCAUAGAUGCAUGCGGAGUACACACUCUCGUCAAUUACUAUGCGGCUCUGUCGAGUGAGGCUUUAAUUUUGUGAAUCUUGAAUGCAGUCCCAGCUUCAUACAUCUCCAGUGAUAAGCCGCU
Messenger RNA from Hyaloscypha bicolor E, 2158 nucleotides. RefSeq lists its product as uncharacterized. The transcript is spliced from 6 exons. Bases 242 to 2020 code for a protein of 592 amino acids. Gene Ontology annotation, molecular function: transcription cis-regulatory region binding; DNA-binding transcription factor activity, RNA polymerase II-specific; zinc ion binding. Gene Ontology annotation, cellular component: nucleus. Lineage: Eukaryota; Fungi; Ascomycota; Leotiomycetes; Helotiales; Hyaloscyphaceae. The record is from RefSeq and is a predicted model, not a curated record. Gene Ontology annotation, biological process: positive regulation of transcription by RNA polymerase II.